UCCCACACGGAAGGACUCAAUUUCCAACCGUGGGAAUAUUUGAGUCCGCGACGCCAGGACGCCCGGCGUCGGUUUGUGAAUUUUAACGGAACGUAUUUUCUUUUUUUAGAGAAAAACAAAAUUUGUUCGGAUUCCGUUCGUCAGAGAGCUGUGGGAAUAAAUCUUUUUGUUUAAAGAAGGAACGGAAGGAAAAACGAGAGCACAGCUUUAAAAGACUUUUUUGUUUUGGAAAUUUAAUGAUUUCAUGAAAAAGUUUUAUUUCUCUUGUGAACGAACGUGUUUCGCAGUGAAGUCUUUGCCAGUUUCUCAUUAGGAAGUUGCUCGUCUUUUAUGUUUCGAAUUGUUAUGAUGAUUCGGAAAGUUUUACGAGGCACGAGUAACGUGGGCAAUAGGCAACGCACACACGUGUUACGCUGAGAUGCGUUUUGGAAUGUUCGCCGUGGGAGAUGCACGUUACUGUCUUGCGGAGGAAGCUGAAUCGACGUAACGCUCCAAGCCAGGAUGGCCGGUUGGCCGCUCGGAUCAGUAGUCCUGUUUGGUUCCCUCAUUCUCGUCCAUGGACGCGGAGCGGUUCUGGACAGUCAAGGACCAGUUCUCGUCUCGGAGCCCCGUUCGACCGUCGAAUUUUCAAAUGACACCGGCGCCAUGAUCCAUUGCUCAGCACACGGGAGUCCGGCGCCGCGCGUCGACUGGCUCAUGGGCGACGGUUCUCCAGUGUUACCAAUUCCGAACAUCCGCGAAAUGCUGGUCAACGGUUCCAUGUACUUUGUGCCGUUCGGUGCUGAAAGUUACAGGCACGACGUCCACUCGGCGGUGUACCGAUGCCAGGCGUCGAACAGCGUCGGUCGUGUACUGGGACGGGAAGUGAGCGUAAGAGCAGUCGUCAGGCAAAAGUACGAGGUGCAGGUGCAGAACGUUCACGUACUGCCCGGAAAUACCGGUGUGCUGAAAUGCCAGAUUCCUGCGUUCGUAAAGGAAUUCGUGACAGUGACGUCAUGGGUGCAGGAUUCAGCAUUCAAUAUAUACCCUACUACGCAUAGUGAUGAAAAGUACCACAUGCUGCCCACCGGUGAGCUUUUAGUUUUCGCCGUAUCUUCGGCCGACGCACAUUCCAGCUACCGUUGCAGAACCGUCCACCACGUCACCGGCGACACCGUCGAAAGUAGCAAUUACGCACAUUUAAUACUCACCGAACUUCGUAAUCCAGUACCACCCCGUUCCAGCGAACGCGUUAAUCUCGUGUCGAUUCGUACCGGAGAGACGAUAGUACUUUCCUGCAUCUCACCCGGUAUACCACCGCCAAUGUACCUGUGGUUUCGCGAGAGCGGAUCUAGGACUGAAAUGAUUCACAAUACUGAACGAUCCCAUGCACGCUCAGGCGUCUUGAUACUACAGUCGGCCAGGAUUGAGGAUUCUGGUUUGUACGUCUGUCACGCGAAUAACACUGCUGGCAGCGAAAGGGUUGAGCUCAAAGUAUCAGUGAUAAGCAGCUUGUCGAUACACCUGGCGCCACUACAGACCACCGUGGAUCUUGGCAAAGAUACGGAAUUUCAUUGCGCCGUUGCUGGGCAGCCUACCCCUGUCAUAUCCUGGGCCAAGGAUGGUCUUCCGCUUCGCGAAGGAUCGUCCAACAGGAUCAAAAUUUUGGGCGACAUGGGAACCACCCUUUACGUCACUGGUGUCACGAGGGUUGACAAAGGGAUGUAUCAAUGCUUCGCGAAGAAUGAUUUUGAAAUGGUCCAGGCUACUGCCGAGCUUCGUCUAGGGGAUGCUGCACCGCAGCUGCUGUAUAAAUUCAUCGAGCAAACAAUGCAACCGGGACCUUCCGUCUCUCUGAAGUGCAUCGCUGCCGGAAAUCCGACUCCGCACUUCACAUGGACCCUGGAUGGGUUUCCGCUUCCGCAGAAUGACAGGUUCAUGAUCGGUCAGUAUGUGACGGUCUACGGUGACGUCAUUUCCCACGUGAACAUAAGCACCGUCCUGGUCGACGAUGGCGGCGAGUAUCGUUGCUCGGCUGCAAAUCGAGUGGCAAAAGUGCAUCAUUCGGCGCGAUUAAAUAUUUACGGUUUGCCGCACGUGAGACCAAUGAAAAAUUAUCCAGCUGUAGCUGGAGAAACGAUGGUGAUCAAGUGUCCGGUUGCUGGAUAUCCAAUUGACAGUAUCACGUGGGAGAAAGAUGGACAAGCGUUGCCGACCAGUAGAAGACAGGAAGUAUCCAGCAACGGUACUUUAGUAUUGCAUCGCGUCGACAGCAGCAUCGAUCCUGGCGUCUACACUUGCACCGCCAGGAACAAGCAAGGCAACUCGGACUCGCAAACCGUCCGUAUUGAAGUUAAAGUUCCGCCUAGGAUAGCUCCCUUUAGCUUUAACAAGGACCUGUCAGAGGGCGUGAGGGCUCAGGUGACCUGUAUGGUCGAGAAGGGCGAUCCGCCGUUCACGAUCAUCUGGUCGAAGGACGGCGAAAUGAUAGCGAGCACGGGAGGUCCAGGCUAUGUGGCUGGUGGUGGCGUCUCUAGAGGCCAGAGCCUGGCCCAUCUCCAGGCCCACCACGAGGCCCAAGGGCUCAAGGUCAAAAUCAUUGACGACCAUUCCAGUGCCAUUGUUAUCGAACACGUGACUGCGGCCCACACGGGCAACUACACCUGUGUGGCGCGCAAUCCGGUCGCCGAGGUCCACUGGACGGCCGAGUUAGUCGUUCGUGUACCACCGAGAUGGAUCGUGAAGCCACAGGACGUCCACGCACCGGAAGGAAUGUCACAACUCGUGCUCCACUGCAAUGCAGACGGAUUUCCGUUACCUUCGAUGACCUGGAGACGAGCAACCGGAAAGGAGCCUGGCGACUAUCGUGACAUAGCGAGUCACGAGCACGCGCACGACUUGAGGAUUCACGCAAACGGAUCCUUGGUCUUUGGUCGCGUGCAGGAAAAUCACGAGGGAUUUUAUCUCUGCGAAGCUGUCAAUGGAAUUGGUGCUGGUCUCAGCAAAGUAGUUUACCUGACUGUCAAUGCGCCGGCUCAUUUUACGGAAAAGCACAGAAAUCACACGGCUCGUCUCGGUUCACGUGCGUCCUUGAGAUGCGAAGCCAAAGGAGAUCGCCCAUUGAAAAUUCUAUGGCGAAAGGAUGAGCUGCAAUUGGAUUCUGCUGUUUCCGAUUAUCGUUACAUGUUUAAGGAAGUCAAUACUACCGACGGUGCUGCCAGCAUACUGGAAGUGGUGAGAACUACUCGUGAAGACAGUGGUCGUUAUUUUUGCAUCGCGUCCAAUGCAUAUGGAAGGGAUGAGAUGCUUAUGCACCUUUAUAUACAAGAGCCACCGGAUUUUCCAAAAAAUGUACACGUUCUUGAAAAGGGCAGUAGGUAUAUAAAAAUUGGAUGGACCACUAGCCAGGAUGGUAACAGUCCCAUCACGCAGUAUAUCAUCGAGUAUAAAACGGACACUGUUUUUUUUAUUUUCACAGAAGGCUGGCACGAUCGAACGUUUCAAUCGACGGUACCAGGAUCGCAAGCACACGCUCAUAUAAGCUCUCUGAGGCCUGCGGUGAAUUAUCAUUUUCGAAUUUUUGCAGAAAACGAAUUGGGUAGAAGUCAAGCGAGCAACGUUCUGGACGUGAUAACGGAAGGUGAAAAACCAGGUGGACCCCCGCGAAAUUUGAAAGUCGAACCAAUCAGCUCCACGGAAUUCAAAGUGAAUUGGGAUCCGCCCGAUCACGACCUGUGGAAUGGGGAAAUUCUUGGUUAUCACGUGGGCUACAAAGAGCACAAGAAAAUUCAUAAUUACAGACUGACCGCUGACCAGUACAUUUAUCGCACGGUAGAAGGAGUAUCGAUUGGCAACCCUGCACUGGGCCUGGCGAAAAUGUCGAUGCCAGAACGCGUCUAUCAAUUGAAAAAUUUGAAAAAGCAUACACGAUACAGUAUAGUGGUGCAAGCCUACAAUGUUCUGGGACCGGGACCACUGUCACCGGAAGUGGUAGCCUCGACACUGGAAGACGUACCCAGCGAACCACCCCAAGACGUCCGUUGUACGGCCCUGUCAUCACAGUCUUUACAAGUAUCCUGGGACCCACCACCGGAAACCAAGCUAAACGGUAUCUUAAAGGGUUACAAGAUCAUGUGGGAAAAUAUGGAUUCAUUGACGGAAACUCCUAAGUUGAAUUCAAAAAAUACUGGAGUCCUAACGAUUGUGAUACAAGGCUUAGAGAAGCACACUAAUUAUUCAAUUCAAGUAUCGGCGUUCACAAGAGCCGGCGACGGCGUCGCCUCGACGCCUAUUUAUUGUCUUACCGAGGAGGAUCUACCGGACAUGCCAGCAGGUGUUAAGGCUGUUGCCAGUUCCGCUAAUUCGGUCGUCGUCUCCUGGCAGCCGCCAUUGCAUGCCAAUGGCGUAAUCACUUCGUACAAUGUUCACAUGCGGCCCUUGGGCCACGACACCAAAACAUACCGACGCCCAGUAUCACCUCAUCAGACCAGCUAUCAGGCAGAAAAUCUUCAAAAGAGACAACAGUACGAAUUUAGCAUAGCUGCAGAGACUUUAGUUGGCGAAGGACCUCAGACACCGCCGAUAAAAAUAUCACCAUCUAACGAAGUGCGCGCAGCUAUUUACUCAUUUGGCAAGACUCUCGUUGUGCCUUGGAAACAGGACGUGACGUUACCCUGUCAAAGCGUCGGUAAACCAGAGCCAAUAAUAACCUGGAAACAAUGGGGCCAAUUAGUGAAACAAUCAGCACGAGUGUCCAAACUACCAGACGGUUCUUUGCAGAUAUCAGAUUUACAUAGAGAGGAUUCCGGGAAUUAUACAUGUUUCGUGGAAAAUGUUCACGGGUCCGAUCAAAUAACUCAUCGAGUAACGGUACAAGUUCCACCAGCGGCGCCACUACUGCACGGCACUAGCGCCACGACCAAUUCGAUAAACGUCCAAUGGAAACAUGGCGAUGACGGCGGUUCGCCCAUAAGAGGCUACAUUUUGCAUUACAAGCGCGAGCUUGGUGAAUGGGAGGAGGUUAAGGUGUCCCAUAAGAUAAAUAGUUUUUUAUUGUCGCAACUAUGGUGCGGCACCGACUAUCAGGUUUACUUAACGGCUUACAAUAGAAUCGGUAUGGGUUCUCCAAGUGAAAUUGUCAAAGCUACCACAGCCGGUAGCAAACCGGAAGCAUCGCCAUCUUCCGGGGAAAGAUUCAUCACGGUCAAUAUAUCCUGGAUCACUUUACACUUAUACACAUGGAACGACGGCGGUUGUCCCAUAACGUAUUUUGAAUUGGAGUACAAAAAAAUUGGCGAGGAUCUGUGGACGCUUGUUUCUAAUAAUAUUGAGGUUCAAAAGACUUAUACUCUCAACGAGCUGCAACCUGGGAGUACCUAUGAGAUACGCAUACGCGCGCACAACAAUGCAGGUUCUUCGGUUGCUGAAUACAAAGUAACAACCCUCCAACCAUACACCAGCACUACUGCACCUGCAAUAGAAAUAGAUCACUAUAAGCCCCAUCAUACCCCAAUGUACUCUGACCUCAAGCUCAUCCUUCCUCUCGCCUUAAGUUCAUUCCUAGUGAUUGCUGCAGCUGGUGCAAUUUUUUACUGUUUCCGAAAACGCCCCUUAAUGGGGAACGUAGGAAAUCUUCACGAUGCUCAAACAGCGGCGGCACUUGAUAACAAACAAAACAUGGAGCAACGAGAACAAUAUUACGCCACCGUAAUGAAGCCACUUCGUUCUCCCAUUCACGAGAUGGCGACACUGGAAAGAAUACCGGAAUAUUCUGACGACAUCUAUCCGUACGCGACAUUCCAACUGAAGGAAAGUGUACCGGCUGGUAAUGAGAGCCGCUGCGACGCGGCGGCGCCACUGCAGACCUUCGUUUAUCACGACCCACGACUAUCGGCCGCCGAUACGUUGCAGCUGCGGGAGUCGGAUUGCAACCGGUACACUAAGGUGCGCGGAGGCCGUGCGUCCUCUGCGCCAAUGUAUAAAAUCCACAAGCCAGGUAAUCUGGGCAAGUCCGAAUCGGAGGAAUACGACACGCAUGGCUCGGACAGCGACACCGAACUGGGGACCAGCAGCAGAACCGAAUCAUCUAAUCAUCUCGUCGAUUCGCACCAUUUGGUACCGGGCAGCGAUGCCCGUGUCCACAACUUCCUGUACCAUGGACCAGAAUCUAGCACGUCUACAGAAUCCUCACCGAUUUCUGAGAGAAAAUCGUUUCCUCGACGAGGAGGAUCCAAGAUGUUACAGUUGGCGCGUUGUACCCGCGAGGAGACCAGGUCAGGGCUCGGGUCAGUCAGUGGGUUUGGCAAUCCCAAGCACCAGUCGCGCACUCACGUCGUCAGUAGGGAGCAGGAGCGUGACGGAUGCGGAAGUCUGUUCAUCACCAAGGUGGACCCACCCUCAGGUUUCUCCGACACGAUUGAGCUAAGAAAGACAGAUUACGACCUGGACCGCGGCCACGGUGGACACAGGAGAUCGCAGGGCUUCGUGAUCGCGGUGUAAAUACUGGAAGACGAGAAGAGAAGGGAGAGAGGCGGAAGGACGAGGAAAAGAAAGAAAAAAAUUAUAUCAGAGAAAUUGGCGAUCAGCCGAUCUGAAAUCUCGAAGGCGACGAUGAAACAUGAAGAAUGUAUACGGUAACACAGUUCAAUGGAAAUUUGAAAACAAAAAGAAAGUAUAACACGAUAACUGAAUGUCGGAAUUAUCUGAAAAUUCCGCAAAAAAAAAAAAUUUGGUUCCAAAAGCGAACUAACGGUAUUUGUUUGUCUCAGUGUGGGCCUGGCCUAUUACUUCGCCCCUGCCACUUAUAGGCUAAUAGUCGUAAACCAUUGAUGUUCAAUAAUCUCCGAACCUUGAGCCAAACAAAUGGAACACCCGGUUGAUAUGUAUUUUUGAAUUUCUUUUUACACCCCUGGACCAUCCAACCCUUAAUUGUCUAAAUGUGACUGUUUCACGAUAUACUUCGUAUGACUGUACUGUGGACCUAUUGAACUGUACUUAUCGUCAUUCGUGUUAAUUGAAAGUUGAAAAUUGUGAAUGGAUUUGUAAAUAGUCGGUAGUAACCAGUCAUCGUGAUGACUGUUGAAUGGCAGACGUAAGCUUAAGGUUCGUUUCCAUGUGCGCGUUUCAUCAAAUUUUUUGUUAGCUCUAAUUCAUACAACGGACCCAGCCAGCCAAACAGCUGUUCGAUGUAUCUCCUUAAUAUGAUGAAUUCUGAGGCUGACGGUUACGUCAAUUUACAUCUAGCUGCCCAUUGGUCGAGUCCGUUGAAUCCAUUGAAGCUAGCAAAACAUUUGGUAGAACGAAGUUCAGUCUUGUCGCAAAAGAAUCGCGAACGUGAAAAUGAGCCUUCAUAGUAAAUAUACUGUAAGAAGCGUGAUAGACGAGGGGAAACGGUGGAUAUAGGGUGUCAUAAGAGUAACGAGACUUGAAAAAAAACCUGUUUGUUGUAAUUGAUGUAAAAUGCUAUACACUAACGAUCCAGCGAUCCUAAGGGUAAAAAAUCCGCCAAUCUAGAUCCGUGGAUACCACGUGAUCGUCUACGUCCUCCGUUCGAAUAAUCGAAUUUAGUCAAUAAGAGCGCAAACACUACCACACUUAAAAAAAAAAACGAUUUAGUUAUUUUCUUAACUUGAUCGUACGUUUUUCAAAUCUCCCGGGCAAAUGAGAAGAACCAAGUAUCACGAAGUAUAACAGUAAAUAAAACAAAAACUCGCCAAUCAAUUUUGCCCGAUCGAUUAAUCGUAUAAUGAAUUAUUUGCGCGACGACGGUAAUUUCGAAGGAUGAAAGAACAAACGGAGAGUUGAGAGGAAAGAAGAGAGAAACGUUAUUUAUCUUGCGUUUUAGACUAUAUUAGAUUGUUUAUAUUGCACUUACUUUAUAAAAUAUAAAAUAAUCGUUCCAAUUUCAAUCUUUCCCAUACACUAUACGUUAUUUCAUUACGUCAUCGAGCGGUUACGACAACAUGCGUUAUUUAUUUAUUACGCCUGAGAAAUACGUUUUCUUAAGAAAUUCACACUUUUCGAUGUUUAAUCCACUAAAUGUGACAAAGAUGGCAUUACGUGUUCUGUCCAGCAAGUGCUGUCCCUCAAACGGUAAAUAUCUGAACUCCACAGGAGGAUUAUAAUUGUAAUGUGUCCUAACAAUGGUAAAAACAUGUAGUAACUAAAAGAGAUUUCAAAAAGCAUCCAGAAGAUGGAGAUACACAAGAUGUCGGCAAUAUUCUUAAGAUUCCUUUAAAUCAAUGUGAUAAUGUGCAUGGGAAAUUAAUCGCAAAUAAAUAUCUUAUGGAAACGAG
Cephus cinctus (wheat stem sawfly) is the source of this 8273-nucleotide messenger RNA. Its product is annotated as Down syndrome cell adhesion molecule-like protein Dscam2. The transcript is spliced from 26 exons. Gene Ontology annotation, biological process: cell-cell adhesion; axon guidance. The coding region runs from base 502 to 6477 and encodes 1991 amino acids. The record is from RefSeq and is a predicted model, not a curated record. NCBI's taxonomy places the organism in Eukaryota, Metazoa, Arthropoda, Insecta, Hymenoptera, Cephidae. Gene Ontology annotation, molecular function: protein binding. Gene Ontology annotation, cellular component: plasma membrane; axon.